AUGACGUAAAAAGGGGACUUUAACUCGCGGAAGUAGCAAAAAAUGGGGAAGGAAACUCAACAAAACGGCUUCGGGAUGAAACCUCACUCAGUUUACGACUAUCCGGAGCACCUGAAUCCGUUUUAUCAGGAUGAAAAUCACAAAAGAUUGCGUUUUUGGACGCUCAAGAAGGGCAAAGACGGCGGAAAGGGGAACAGCUUCAGCAUGAGUAACUUGAGGGAUUUGUGGGCAUUCAAGACGUUCUCGCUGAAGAAGAAGUCAUCGACACUGGGCAUCAACAAGACAUCCGAGUCGCCGCCUCCGCUCCGGAAGUACGGCAACGAGCGCCUGUACGACUCGAACUACAAUACCUACGAUUCGCGGUAUCGCCAAACGAUUGGAGGGGGCGGCGGCAGUACAACAGACGUUGCAUUUGAGCGAAACGCGCCUUAUAGGGCGACAGUGACGGGUACCAUGAAUCCGCCGUCAGCGAAAAAUUACGACACCCAAAGUGAUAUUGUCUUCAAUCGGCAUGAAUCCUACCGUCAUACCAUCCAAAAUGUUCAGAAAUCGAGAAAUAAUCCGUCGUCGGUGACGCCAGUGCUGAAUCAACGUCGCAUGCAGUCAUCCGUGUCGCAGAGCAGUUUGAGAAGUACGAAUCCGUUCGAUGAUGACUAUGAAAACAAUGAAAAUACGUCGCCAAAUCAGCAAGACACGAUUGUGGAAAAUGGCGGAGUGCUCAAAGGGAGUGCGAGACGUCCGUAUAAGAAGAAACGAAGAGCGCCGCCCCCGCCGAUUGUGCAGCAAUAUGUGCCUGUCCUGCCGCAAGAAUCUGGUGCAUCCAAUAACCUAAAAAUCGACGAGGUUGAAUUAAAAAUCGUGGAAGAAGAGACCCCAAGUCGGCAGGAAACGCCCGCCCGAGAUGAUGAUCUUGCGACAAUUCGAAUGAUCACGGCUGAGAUCGAAACUCUGUACAAAGACUUGGAACGAGAGGAAGAAAAAUUGAAAAUUUCUGAAGAAACUGCAGCUCAAACGGUCGUCAAAGAACCCGAAAUUGUGGAAAAAGUCGAGAAAAAAGUCGAAACUGAAAAAAUUGUCGUUCACGAGGAAAAAAUCGAAGAACCAGUGGUCAUCGUUGAUCGAGUGGAAGUCAUUCACAUGCAACGUGCCGAACAACCAACUAUCGAAACGCGUGCGGAAACGCCAAAACCUGAACAAGAACCUGCCGAGGAAGUUGAAAUAACGCAAGAAACUGUUACCCAAACAAAUGCCAUCGAAAUGCGAGUUCACGAGGAAAAGGAAGAAGUUGUCGUUGAGCCGCACGUGACUUUUAACGAAGUUAAUGACGUUCAUAUCAUCCGAGAACCGUCGGUAGUGUCGUCAGUGACCACAAAUCAGUCUCCGGAACCAUCUCCGGACCGCGAACCCGAACAACAGCAAGAAAUCCUCCAACUUCACACAAAAUCUUAUCGCAUCGACGAACCUCUGAUGAUCGUCGAGCCUCCCACGAGACGCGAUUUGGAUGAACCCGUGCCAUCUACGUUCCCCCGACGCAGCGAAGGGUCCGUAACCGCCUUCGAAAUCAAAUAUAAACAACUAAAAGACGGCCCGGACUCGCGUUUCAUGCUGCAACGUCGUCGAUCGCUCAAGGAAAAGGAACGCAAGGAGUUUAUGCAGCGCGCCCUCAACCUCGAUCGGUCCCAAUCGGUCGACAUUCGACGAAAUCUCGACGAGGAAUUCGAAAUUUACAAUCAUUAUCACAACGGACACGCAAACGGCGACAAACGACGUUCCGUCAAAGAGAUAAUCGAGUCAAUUAAUCGCAAUCAGAGCUUGUUGCAAGCCACAAACUACACGCCGCUCAACGGAAAAUACGAUUACAACAAUGUGGCAGCGUCUGUGACGCCAAAUAACACGCAGAAACCAGUUAUUCCGCCAAAACCGGCAGCAACAACGACCAAAAUUGACGAAGAAAUUGUCGAAUUGAGAAAUCCCGCGUCGCAAAAUGGACGAGGAUCGUAUUACGACAACGUCCCGGAAAUUUUGGAACAAUUACAAGAGCAAGCCGCCACGUUUCAAAAGUGUAAAACGCCGCCACGGAAGGAUUUUGACUGGAAUCCGGUCCCAAAACCACGUAGAAGUCGAAAUUUCUCCGAAGAACGUGAAAUUCCGAGGAACGAGGGCUUGAAAGAGUACUAUUGAAGUAAUUUUUUUUAGCAACGAAAGCCUAGUCUACCCGAUUAUUAAAAAAAAUCACCAAAUAUUAACUUUCUGUGCUUCAUAGGACGCUAACAACUUAGAUCAGUAAGACUUUAAGGGUGCAACUUCAUGUUUAAGUGAAAAAUAUUUAAUGCCUAUUUAUUGGUUUACUUAAAAAAAAAAAAAAUAAAACAAUCAAUUUAAUUAAAAUAAC
Messenger RNA from Culicoides brevitarsis, 2392 nucleotides. RefSeq names its product rac guanine nucleotide exchange factor JJ. Lineage: Eukaryota; Metazoa; Arthropoda; Insecta; Diptera; Ceratopogonidae. The record is from RefSeq and is a predicted model, not a curated record.